CACAAAAGACAGACACGAGAUUGGGUGACUCAUAGUCCAACACCACUCGCUGCCGAUGGGGUUGUGGUUAAUUGUUGGCUGUUUCUUGAUUUGGCGGAGAUAAACCCUCCUCCACCCACUACAUAACAUUACCCACCAAACAUCUCUCUUUAUUUUUCUUUCUUUUGAAAAUAUAUAUAUCAUAUAUGUAAUACAAUACACAUAUUAAAAAAGGAGUGGGUCUUUGUUUUAUCUUUUUAUCUGCGCUAGUUGCAGGGAUGCUCUGUUGGGCUCUCCUCAGAUUUGCUUUCUUUUGAACGACACCACCACUAAUCCCUACAUAUACAUCUUACAAAAUGAGAGGAGGUCUGUGGCAACUUGGUCAAUCGAUCACUCGCCGACUUUCUCAGGCUGAUAAGAAGGCUGUGGCUCGUCGAUACUUCGCCUCUGAAGCUGAUCUCAAAAAAACUGUUCUUUAUGACUUCCAUGUUGCUAAUGGUGGAAAGAUGGUGCCAUUUGCUGGAUGGAGCAUGCCCAUUCAGUACAAGGAUUCAAUCAUGGACUCCACUGUCAAUUGUAGACAGCACGGUAGCCUCUUUGAUGUCUCCCAUAUGUGUGGACUGAGUCUCAAGGGCAAGGACUCUGUUCCUUUCCUUGAGAAGCUCGUUAUUGCUGAUGUUGCUGGCCUUGCACCUGGAACUGGGACUCUGACUGUCUUUACAAAUGAGAAGGGAGGAGCAAUUGAUGAUUCAGUGAUCACCAAGGUUAAGGAUGAUCACAUUUACUUAGUUGUGAAUGCAGGGUGCAGGGACAAGGAUCUGGCUCACAUUGAGGAGCACAUGAAGGCAUUUAAAGCAAAAGGUGGUGAUGUCUCAUGGCACAUUCAUGAUGAGAGGUCUCUCCUUGCUCUUCAGGGUCCUCUUGCUGCCCCAGUUCUUCAACACCUGACAAAAGAGGAUUUGAGCAAGCUAUAUUUUGGAGAGUUCUGUAUAAUAGACAUCAAUGGAUCACAAUGCUUUCUCACUAGGACAGGGUACACUGGUGAAGAUGGAUUUGAAAUCUCAGUUCCUUCAGAGAAUGCUGUGGAACUUGCCAAGGCAAUCUUAGAAAAAUCUGAAGGAAAAGUAAGGCUGACUGGACUGGGUGCACGUGACAGUCUCCGACUUGAAGCCGGGCUGUGUUUAUAUGGUAAUGAUAUGGAACAGCACACAACGCCUGUAGAGGCAGGACUGACUUGGGCCAUAGGAAAAAGACGAAGGGCUGAAGGUGGCUUUCUUGGUGCAGAGGUAAUACUCAAACAACUUGAAGAGGGUCCAAAAAUCAGACGUGUAGGAUUUACCUCUUCUGGUCCGCCUCCUAGAUCUCACAGCGAGAUUCAGAAUGAGAAAGGGACAACCAUUGGAGAAAUCACCAGUGGGGGGUUUAGUCCAUGCCUGAAGAAGAACAUUGCCAUGGGCUAUGUGAAAUCUGGAUCACACAAGGCAGGGACCAAAGUUAAAUUAGUGGUACGAGGCAAGGCCUAUGAUGGAGUUGUCACGAAAAUGCCAUUUGUACCAACUAAAUAUUACAAGCCAUCUUAAACCACCUUUGGUUCUUCAGCUUCUGGAUUUUCUGAUCAGUUCCUGUUUUCACUUGUUAUUGUUAAACAUGACAACAUUUCAAUGAUGAUUCUUGUUUGUCUGUCUGUCAGUUAGAUAUUAGAUUUUUGUUGUUACCAAACAUUAAUGGCAUUAGAGGGCUUCAAAUGGAGAGGGAAAAUAUCUCUUUCA
Jatropha curcas is the source of this 1748-nucleotide messenger RNA. RefSeq names its product Glycine cleavage T-protein family. The record is from RefSeq and is a predicted model, not a curated record. Gene Ontology annotation, cellular component: glycine cleavage complex; mitochondrion. Gene Ontology annotation, biological process: glycine catabolic process. Gene Ontology annotation, molecular function: protein binding; aminomethyltransferase activity. Lineage: Eukaryota; Viridiplantae; Streptophyta; Magnoliopsida; Malpighiales; Euphorbiaceae.